UUGACCACGUGGGAACAUCGUUACUUCCUUUUUAAGUUCAAUAUGGCACCCAAAGACAAGAAGAAGGGUGAUAAACCAAAAAAAGAGGGCAAAAAGGAUGCCCCAGCUAAAGUGGCCCCAGCAGGCAAAUCAAAGGCUAAGGAUAAAGCCAUGAAAACCAGAAAGAAUGUGGUGAAGGGUAUUCAUUCAAAACGUAGUAGGAAAAUUAGGACAUCAGUACAUUUCUACAGACCUAAGACACUGUCACUUCCUAGACAGCCAAAAUAUCCAAGGACGAGUAUACCUAGGACUGAUAGAUUAGACAAAUACAGAAUUGUGAAAUUUCCACUGACCACUGAGUCUGCCAUGAAAAAGAUUGAAGACAACAAUACACUGGUCUUCAUUGUUGACAAACGAGCAAACAAACCACAGAUUAAACUAGCAGUGAAAAAAUUAUAUGAUAUUGAUGUAGCUAAAGUUAACACAUUGAUCAGACCCGAUGGAGAAAAGAAAGCUUACGUCAGACUGGCCCCAGAUUAUGAUGCAUUGGAUGUUGCCAACAAGAUUGGUAUCAUCUAAAAAGGACCUCAUUUUAUUUGGGACUGAAAUAAAAAAAACAAUCUGUA
Molecule: messenger RNA, 605 nt
Organism: Mytilus californianus (California mussel)
Lineage: Eukaryota; Metazoa; Mollusca; Bivalvia; Mytilida; Mytilidae
Product: 60S ribosomal protein L23a-like
Exons: 5
Coding region: 43-558 (171 amino acids)
Biological process (GO): ribosomal large subunit assembly; translation
Cellular component (GO): cytosolic large ribosomal subunit; ribosome
Molecular function (GO): structural constituent of ribosome; rRNA binding
Source: RefSeq, a predicted model, not a curated record